AUGGACGUGAUUGUGACCGACGCCGAGAACCUGCCGGACAAGACCUACGUGUCGAUCCGGAUCGGAGACACGCGCAGACAGGGCCCCUACCGAAAGGACGAUGCCUUCCACUUCCAGAAGUCAGAAGCCGCCACGCUCAAACUGGACUUGUUCCAGCACAUCGGGGGGAAGACCGUCUCCAUGUAAUAAUUAAAUUAUGUUCGAUCUGAUUUAUUUUGAGAAAUCUGAACUUUGAGAUGCUGUUUCGUUAUCGUUUCGAAUUUUCACGAUAUUAGACAUCCCUUUCAAAUGUUAAAACUGAAAUCAACUCAGGUACUCGAUGAAGAACGACGAUGCUUAUGUGGAGCAGAUUGACAUGGGCAACGAGAUGAAGGUGUCCUGCCGCUGCGAGUUCCCGGGUGCGGACGUGGGUGCGGAACGCGCGAAGGCGCGCGAGGCCCGCCACGAGGUGACCCUGCAGGCCACAAAGUACCUGGAGAACAGCGGCGUGCAGCCGGUGCUGCAGAACAUGAUCCGUAGCCUGCUGGAGAGACAGCCGGAGAACGCCCUGGACUUUAUGGUCGAGCAUUUGCAGGACCAGCAGCUCACAAACCGAGCCAGCAAGGACGUUCCGGUCGAGGAGUCCCCGGCCAGUGCGGACGCUCCUCCCGCUGCCGCUCCGGAGGGCGAAGCUGCUGCAGCGCCGGCCGUUGCGGAGGGCGAAGCCGCCCCUGCUGCUGCCGAGGGUGAGGCGGCUCCGGCUGCCGCGGAAGGCGAAGCUGCUGCUCCGGCUGCGGCCGAGGGCGAGGCCGCGCCGGCCGCUGCUGAAGGUGAGGCUGCUGCCCCGGCCGCUGCGGAAGGCGAGGCUGCGCCGGCUGCCGCCGAAGGUGAAGCUGCUGCUCCGGCCGCUGCGGAAGGUGAGGCUGCGCCGGCUGCCGCCGAAGGUGAGGCUGCUCCCGCCGCUGCGGAGGAAGAAGCCGCUCCGGCUGCCGCGGAGGGUGAGGCUGCCGCAACCGAAGAAGCCGCUCCGGCCGCCACGGAGGAGGCUGCCGCCGCCGAAGAAGCUCCUGCUGCUACCGAGGAAGCUGCGGCCGCUCCAACCGAGGAGGCUGCUCCAGCGGCUAAGGAGGCGCCGGCUGCGUAAGGCAGUUUGGGUGGAACACGGAGGUUUUGAAAUUGUAAAUGAAGGGAAUCAACGUUUUUUACACCUGGUUUUGGUAUGGAUGAACAAUUUUUUAUUGUUAGGUGAACUUUGUUUUGCUCAGACGCUCUCUCAUGUUCUGGUUCUCGCGCGCAUCCCACGCUUUUUCUGGAAAUCCCAUGAAACUCUUUGCAGAGCAUUUUUCUAUAUUCAAGUGAAUGCGAACAAUUUUAGCAUCCUGCUACCGUCGUGCUUUCACUCAAUCACCCUCUCUGGUAGUUAUCCACUCCAUUUAUUUUUCGAUUUUUGAUUUUUUUACAUAAUUUUCACACUAAUUGUCAUUUUCAAUUUUUCACAUUUUCCAGUAUACUUGCAAUUCUCUCGCACAUACUCCCAUAACAGUAUCAGUACAUCUUCAGCUUCUGCGCAACUGCGCACACUUCUACCAUAAUUAGUUGAUUACUUCGCCUCAUUUAAAAAUCGGAGUUCGUGAAUUCGUACUAGAUUAGUCCUCGCAAGAAAAUUUGCGGUAGCGGAGCAGCACCACCGCAUAAAUAGGGAACACGAAGACGACAAAGGGGAAUGUGGUGUAGCCGUGCAUAUAAUUCUGUAUCGUUUUCCACGCCCCGCUCUAGUAGAAGAAUAGCCAACUCUUUCUCAAAAAAUUCCAAGCCUCCUGAGACUGCGCUGCGCGACUAACUAUUUCCACUUCAUCCUCCCCUACCUGUUAAGCUGGAGCUGUAUAGUCUACGCCGAGUUCUGCUUCUGCAUGAGGAGAAAUCCGUAGUGCGAAAGCAACAUGAAGACAGCUCUGGCCUCUCUACAAUACGAUCUCAUUCGGGGACGACAGAGAGGAAACCGCUAGCGACUUAUGUCGUCGCGAUGUUGGAUUUGGAACAGAUUUUAACGCAGUGUCAUAUCAGUGUGAUGGAGAAAUUAUCAUGGCGGGAAGAGAUGCUAUCAGGCAC
This is a messenger RNA of Amoebophrya sp. A120, 2088 nucleotides long. NCBI's taxonomy places the organism in Eukaryota, Dinophyceae, Syndiniales, Amoebophryaceae. The record is from the annotation of a GenBank genome assembly.